This is a messenger RNA of Capronia epimyces CBS 606.96, 1221 nucleotides long. RefSeq lists its product as uncharacterized. Bases 1 to 1221 code for a protein of 406 amino acids. Gene Ontology annotation, cellular component: mitochondrion. NCBI's taxonomy places the organism in Eukaryota, Fungi, Ascomycota, Eurotiomycetes, Chaetothyriales, Herpotrichiellaceae. The record is from RefSeq and is a predicted model, not a curated record. The transcript is spliced from 2 exons.
AUGGCGACACCACGCCUGCCAUUUCUAUGCCCGAAUUUCUUUCGAGCGGUGCGCGCGUGCGAACCCACAACCUAUCACUCAAUUCGGGCUUCUCCCACACUUGUCUCCGGUCGGAAAGCCAAACUUCACACCGCAGCUCCCAGACGACAACAAGCCAUCCCGCAGAGAUACGGCCAGGCCGCUUCGGAGCACUUGCCUCCUCCUGAAAAGCCGUCCGAGCCAUCAACCGCGAAGGCGGAAGGGCAGGAAGCCGGCAAAAGUCGAGACUCGUCGCAGUCGCAGCCAGACAAAGAAGGCCCGAAGGAGGAGGCCGUAGGUCAAGAUGAGCCUCAAGAAUCCAACACCACGUCGGACUAUAUUGACGAGGUGUCGUUGAACCCGAAGAACCACAAAAUCAAGGCCGAGGAGCAGGGCCCAUUGGAGAACAAAGAACUCGAUAUUGUGCUCUCGAUCCCGUCACCCUCGGAUCUGAAGAAAGAAUCAUCGAGACAUCCACAUCUAGAGCCGCCUCCCUAUGAACAUCAUUUCGACACAUACGGCCUAGUUCAGGAGCUAGCUGCUAGGGACGCAUACACACUCGACCAGGCCAUCACGUUGAUGAAAGCCAUUCGGCAGAUGUUGUCCAUGAAUCUUGACAUGGCCAAGGAAAGCCUGGUGUCCAAGUCCGACAUUGAAAAUGAGUCGUACCUGUUCCGCGCGGCGUGCUCGGAGCUCAAGACGACGCUGCAAACGACUAGGCAUACAGAGACCUUGACGCAGCGUGGCCAGCGCGCACAGCUGCAGCAUGAAUUCGACAUUUUGAACCAGAAGGUCACCCAGGAUCUCAUGACACUACGCGAAGAACUCAAGGGGCUUUUCAACGACCGCAAACUGAGGCUACAAGAGGACAAGCGGGUGAUUGACGGCAAGAUCUCGGAACUCAACUAUGAAAUCACCGUGCUCCUGAACAGCGAGGCCAAGAGCGAGGUGGAAGGAUUGCGAUGGGUUUUGACUCGCCGUGCUGCCAUGGCUAUAGGGGUCUGUGCAUUGAUGAUCAUAUCCGCACUGAACUAUUCGUCCAUCAAGAUGCGAGAGAAAGAAGAAGCAGAGAAGAAGCGCAAAGCUGCGGCCAAGGCACUGGAGGAGCGCGUCGAAGCUCGCUAUACCACUGCCAGUCGGACACAGAGCACGCAGACAGAUGCGGCGCCGCCGCCGGUCGACUAUGAGGAGAGUUUGGGCUGA